AUGACUCAACAAAGCGAAACACCUUCUCAGCCAUCAAACAUGGAGCCGACAACCACGACUACGCCGCCAAAUUAUCGUUCUUCUACUAAUACUUCUUCCUCUGAUCAAAAAAUCAACCUGCUUCAUCAAGACCUUCUUGAAGUUCAAAAAGCUUUGAUUUUGACUCAGUCGAAUUUGCUUGAUGCCUCCGCUAACAUUUUGAAGAAUUCGGCUAGUAAUUCUAUCAACUCUACUGCCACUGUUACUAAUAAUGCUCGCGCUUCUCUGGGAAUUGGUGGCAAUAGCAAUAGCAAUGUUCUUAAUAACGGUCCGGCCGGAUUCGGGUUGAAUACUUAUCAAGCUUUUGUAGGUGCCGGUACUCAUAGCACCAGAGAAAGGGCAAAUAGUGCUUCCGCUGCGUCUACAUUUCUUAAAUCUGGUUUGGGAAAUCAUGAAACACCCGUUAGAUCCGCGACGAAUAAUCCUGCAUCUGCGUUUCUUAAGUCUGGUUUGGGAAAUCAUGAGACUCCCGUUAGAUCCGCAACGAAUAAUCCUACCAAUAACGUUGCGAAUCGAGCUAACAAUGAUAUAAUGAUGAAUCCGGCCGCCGCUGUUUUUAAUCCUAACCUUGGUGAUGAAGCAGCUAACUAUCAUUUCUAG
Messenger RNA from Ambispora gerdemannii, 639 nucleotides. The record is from the annotation of a GenBank genome assembly. NCBI's taxonomy places the organism in Eukaryota, Fungi, Glomeromycota, Glomeromycetes, Archaeosporales, Ambisporaceae.